Molecule: messenger RNA, 561 nt
Organism: Parnassius mnemosyne (clouded apollo)
Lineage: Eukaryota; Metazoa; Arthropoda; Insecta; Lepidoptera; Papilionidae
Source: the annotation of a GenBank genome assembly
AUGUCCGCCAUUAAAAAACUUUUUAACCAAAAUUGUAUUGUACCUGAUAUAAUAAAUAUUGCGCCAUCUGAGACUUUAGAUGUUCAGUAUCCUAGUGGUGUGAAAGUUGAGAUAGGAAAGGAAUUAACACCUUUACAAGUUAAAGAUCAACCUAUAGUCAAUUGGGCUGCUAAAGAAGGUGAAUAUUACACAUUAGCGAUGGUAGAUCCAGAUGCCCCGAGUCGUGAAAAUCCAAAAUUCCGUGAGUGGCACCACUGGUUAAUUGGAAACAUUUAUGGAGGAGAUCUUUACAAAGGUGAGGUCCUUUCCGAUUACAUUGGAUCGGGGCCCCCAAAAGGAACAGGAUUACAUCGCUACGUUUUCUUAGUAUACAAGCAACCCGAAAAAUGUGAUUUUUCUAAAGUACCAAAACUUCCCAACAAUUCAGGUGAAAAGAGGGGAAAAUUUUCAAUUGCUAAAUUCGCUCAACAUUAUAAAUUUGGUUCGCCAGUUGCUGGAAAUUUUUAUUUUGCUAAGUAUGAUGAUUAUGUUCCAAAACUGUAUCAACAAUUAAAGGGGUAA